Messenger RNA from Parasteatoda tepidariorum (common house spider), 1739 nucleotides. RefSeq names its product adipocyte plasma membrane-associated protein. The record is from RefSeq and is a predicted model, not a curated record. Gene Ontology annotation, cellular component: endomembrane system. Lineage: Eukaryota; Metazoa; Arthropoda; Arachnida; Araneae; Theridiidae. Gene Ontology annotation, molecular function: hydrolase activity.
CGUCAUGCUCGUUACGAUGCGCGGGAAGUCUGCAUUAUUAUGUUCACUGACUGUGAAAUGUUUAUAAGCUCGCAUCUUAAAUAGCUUCUCUGUGAAGCCAGGUCAGUUACGUUCUUUCUGCUUCUGUCCUUCGCUUUUAUUCCGUUUUUAACCAUGAAGACUUUGCUACUAGCUGGUGCUAUUGUGCCAAUAGCUUAUGUAUUUUUAAUGUAUUCCCCAACGUUGCUGGAUUUCAACCCAACCGCGUACAGUAUACCCUUCCCAUCAUUUGAGGGUCCUUUAGAAGAAAACUGCAAAUUAAGCGAAGCUGAAAUACUAUUUCAGGGUGAACUACGUGGACCCGAAUCGAUUGUCUUUUACAAAGGUGAUUUAUACACUGGAUUAGAAGACGGACGAAUUGUGAAGGUUAAAGAUGGGAAAGUGAUAACAGUUGCACAGACUGGACGUUACUGUGAAAUGCCAUAUGAAGAACGUCAAUGCGGCAGACCAUUAGGCAUGAGGAUAGGAAAAGAUAACCUCUUAUACGUCAUCGAUGCUUACUAUGGCAUAUUCACGAUGAACUUCACUACAGGUGCUUUGACACGUAUCCUUCCAAGCAGUGUCCUUGUCGAUGGCGAGAAACUAAAUUUCCCAGAUGACUUGGAUAUGGAUGACGAAGGAAAUAUAUACUUUACUGAUGCCUCAAAGAAAUGGGACCUGGCUACUAUUUACUACAUGAUGAUAGAGUAUGAGAACGGCGGCCGAGUUGUCAAAUACAAUGUACAUACUGGUGAGACAAAAGUAUUGAUGUCAGGUCUGCACUUUCCAAAUGGCUUACAAUUGGCGAAGGAUAAGAAAUCUCUCUUGGUAAACGAGCUUAUGAACAGAAGAAUAUUGAGAUACUAUAUCAAAGGACCCAAGAAAGGAAAAGUUGAGGUGUUUGCGGAUAAUUUGCCUGCUGAGCCUGAUAAUAUUCGACCUAGUCCUAGAGGAUAUUGGGUAGCUUUCACUUCUGCUCGAAAUAGCUCUAACACUUUAAUUGUAGAUUCCUUGAAUUCUUAUCCUCAGGUCAAACGCCUAUGGGUUAGACUUCAUCAUUCCAUUGGAACUUUGCUAUGGUCUUUUGCCGAACUAACUGGGCACCCAGUUGUAAAGACCUUCGCCUAUAGGUUCAAACGGGGAGAUGUUAUUUUACCUUUUAUCCCUCGCCAUGGUAUUGUGAUAGAAUUCGAUGAAAAUGGAAAGAUGCUUCGAAGCUUGCACUCACCUGAUGGAAAGAUCAAUGCUUUGUCCGAAGUUAAAGAACAUGAAGGAUAUUUGUAUUUGGGAUCAUUCACCAAUCACUACUUAGGACGCUUGAAACUAUAAAUUUCCGUUCAUGAGCUUCAAAUUUUUAUCAAAUUUGACAGAUAGCAUAUUGCAUGCUUAUCGAUAAUUUUUUAAAAUUUUAUUUUUGACAUCGUGACGCGAAGUUUACAAUAUGGACUAGUGUAGCUUGAUGCUCUUGCAGGCUUUUGCUGGUCGAAGGUCUAGUGUUAAGUUUUAUAAAAUAGAAAUUUUUACAAUUGCCAUGUGUCUGUGAUAACUUAUUGAUUACUUUAGGCUUGGCAAGUUUUAUAUGUGACAAAUCAGUCCUCAAAUUGUGUAAACUGUUUUAUCGAAAGAAAUGUGAGUAAAUUUACUAUGAUUUUAUCUAUAUUAAGGGACAAAUUUGUAUUUGUUUCAAAUUCUAGUCUUUAAUAAAGCAUCUUUAUAUUUUA